CCUGUCCAUCCGCUCCUUCCCUUCAGUAUAGUUGGAAUGUGAGCCUGCUUCCUUAAACCUCGGAGAAUUAAUCACUGAUUCCCCUUUUUCCUUCCUCCUUUCUAAGCCCAUCUACGGUGCAAAGAGGUAGCACUCCGUUUUUCCAUUCCCUACGAGACGUUCCUUGCCGUUUAGCUGCCAGGCAAUGAGGCUAGGAUCUCCAAAUCGGGCUUCUUGCAUAUAUCGACCUCACCGGCGGAGCUCAAGGACCAUAAACUUACCGUUAUUGAUUUCCAUCGCAUUCUAUUACGUCCACAACAGCGGAUUCCUGAUCUCGAUCUUAGAUAUGCAGCACCGGCACUCGUAUCUAAAAGAUUACCGACAUGUUCUCUUGUUGAAGCUGUAGCCUAAGAGGCGAGUGUGCCGUCUCACUAUAGGUGGGUUAUAUGGUGAUUAGAGCUUGCGAGGCGGCUGAUAUGCAAGCCUAUUGUCUUCGUGUAGAAAAAAACAUGAUUAUCACUGCAGAUUUGGAUCCCGGCCCAAUGGAUGCUUUCUCUUAGAGUGGAUGGAGUUUCCAAGACAGUACCCACAGAAUGGAAGCGAAGGGUCUGGAACGGAAGUGGUGGGAUGCGACCAG
This is a messenger RNA of Aspergillus pseudotamarii, 616 nucleotides long. RefSeq lists its product as uncharacterized. The record is from RefSeq and is a predicted model, not a curated record. NCBI's taxonomy places the organism in Eukaryota, Fungi, Ascomycota, Eurotiomycetes, Eurotiales, Aspergillaceae. The coding region runs from base 185 to 385 and encodes 66 amino acids. The transcript has a single exon.